This is a messenger RNA of Suillus bovinus, 909 nucleotides long. RefSeq lists its product as uncharacterized. Bases 1 to 909 code for a protein of 302 amino acids. The transcript is spliced from 5 exons. The record is from RefSeq and is a predicted model, not a curated record. NCBI's taxonomy places the organism in Eukaryota, Fungi, Basidiomycota, Agaricomycetes, Boletales, Suillaceae.
AUGAUUCAUAUUCCUCCUGACUGGGCCUUGGCCACAACCCAUAUUGCUAGUGAAUAUGUCUCUUGCCAGUUCCUAGCACUGAUCAGCAGAUGGCCCAAUGCUAUUCCCCCACUCGAACUAGAUUUUGUCAUGCUCAUGGCAUGCUCAAAACUGGCUAAUACCCUCGCUGAUGCCUAUCGGAACCCUGUCACUAUCAAUUUAGAUAUAGUCAGGUAUGCAGAUGUUCUGCACAUGAUGGAAAAAGGCAUCAACCCUGCUUGCGAAGACAGGCUUCUUGCCCGGUAUCCACCUGACAACCAGAUCCAUCUUGAUCGGCCGACUGUUGUGUGUGAUAAGUUUGGUAUCAUUGUCUUCUGGUAUCUUCCCGGCGCAAUUGAUCUGGCCAUACAGAAUGACAUGGUGGCAGCUACUGCAAUGAUGUCAGUUCCACUGGCUAGAAGUGUGACUAGCAGCGCCGCCACAAAUGAUAAAUGGAGGACCCAUUCUUCAAACUUUUAUCCUAGUGAAAGUGGCGGCACUCCGGGGUGUAUCAAUCUGUCCCCAGCAUGGUUUUUUCAAGGUCACCUGGCACCAAAAUUUUAUCCACAUGUCUUGGUGGCUCUUGAAGAAGUGAUGCACCCUAACCUCUAUUGGUCAUCAUUGGCAACAAAACUAGCCUUGGGUCUCUGGGCAGCUGACAAGAAAUUAGACAAAAUAGGAAAUUGUCUCAGAGAGUGGGCAUCUGUAUUCACAGCACUCACUAUCAUGUGCAACCGGCGUUCGCUGUUGCAUCGUGAUCCUUUAUCACGUCCCCAAUGGUUUGAUGUCAUGACCACCUUUGGCAAUUAUGGAGUAGCAACCAUCAAGAUGCCAAAUCUAGGCAUUGAGUGUGUCUACCCAGCAGGUUCUAUGGUCCCCGGAUCAGGGUGA